AUGGAUGAGGAGCUGGAUGCUUUAUCAGCUCCUCAACAACUAGAAGAUGGAGGCCAACCCACGGUUGAUGAGCUCGUGGAGAUCAAUCUCGGAACAGAGGAUGAUCGAAGACCCAUCUUCGUCAGUGCCACGCUAUCGGAGGAAGAACGGGAGGACUACCGGAACUUCUUGAUAGAGUACCGAGAUUGCUUCGCCUGGAACUACAAGGAGAUGCCGGGGCUUGAUCCUCGUGUCGCCACGCACAAGCUGGCGAUUGACCCACAAUUUCGUCCCGUCAAGCAACCGGCGCGACGUCUUCGACCGGAGUUUGAAGAUCAAGUCAUCGCCGAGGUGGACAAGCUCAUCAGGGCAGGCUUCAUCAAGGAGAUACAGUACCCCCGCUGGCUCGCCAACAUCGUCCCGGUGGAGAAGAAGAAUGGACAGGUUCGAGUCUGCGUUGACUUUCGCGACUUGAACCGGGCCUGUCCAAAAGAUGACUUUCCCUUGCCCAUCACUGAGAUGGUGGUUGAUGCUACGACGGGAUUCGGCACCUUGUCCUUCAUGGAUGGGUCCUCAGGCUACAACCAGAUCAAGAUGGACCCGGUCGACGCCCUCGACACCGCCUUCAGGACGCCCAGGGGCAACUUCUACUACACCGUCAUGCCGUUCGGGUUGAAAAACGCCGGCGCCACCUAUCAGCGCGCCAUGACGUACAUCCUCGACGACCUGAUCCACCAAUCAGUGGAGUGCUACGUCGACGACAUGGUCGUAAAGACCAAGGAUCGCAAAGACCACCAAGACGACCUACGGGUUGUCUUUGAACGACUACGUCGACAUCAACUCAAGAUGAACCCUCUCAAGUGCGCCUUCGCCGUCCAGUCAGGCGUCUUCCUCGGGUUCGUGGUUCGGCAUCGAGGCAUCGAGAUCGAGCCAAAGAAGAUCACGGCGAUAAGAAAGAUGCCACCACCACAAGAGUUGAAGGAGUUGAAGUCACUGCAGGGGAAGCUAGCCUACAUUCGGCGCUUCAUCUCCAACCUCUCCGGACGCAUUCAACCCUUCUCCAAGCUCAUGAAGAAAGGUGCACCGUUCAUCUGGGAUGAAGAGUGCCAACACGGGUUUGACAGUAUUAAAAGGUACCUCCUUAACCUUCCUGUUCUGGCUGCUCCUGUGAAAGGGCGCCCUCUCAUCCUCUAUAUCGCGGCGCAGCAAUCUUCAUUAGGUGCUUUGCUCGCGCAACACAAUGACGAAGGCAAAGAGGUGGCGUGCUACUACCUAAGCCGCACCAUGGUGGGUGCCGAGCAUAAUUACUCUCCCAUAGAGAAGUUGUGCUUGGCACUGAUCUUCGCCUUGAAGAAGCUAAGGCAUUACAUGUUGGCGCACCAAGUCCAGCUCAUUGCAAGAGCGGACCCCAUAAGGUAUGUGCUAAGUCAGCCUGUACUCACAGGGCGACUGGGAAAAUGGGCGCUCCUCAUGAUGGAGUUCGACAUCACCUUCAUCCCACAGAAAGCGGUAAAGGGGCAGGCUUUGGCGGAGUUCCUGGCGGCACAUCCAGUGCCAGAUGACUCGCCACUCGUCACCAACCUGCCCGAUGAAGAGGUCUUCUCCACCGAGCUUCAAGCCCCAUGGGAGCUCUACUUCGACGGCGCUUCUCGCAUGGAUGCCGACCCAGAUGGCACCCCCAAGCGAAGAGCGGGGUCCGGAUUGGUGUUCAAGACCCCACAAGGGGGAGUAAUGUAUCACUCAUUCUCCCUUCUAAAAGAAGAGUGCUCCAACAACGAGGCGGAGUACGAGGCAUUCAUCUUCGGGCUUCUCCUCGCCCUCUCCAUGGAGGUAUGUUCUUUGCGAGUUCAUGGAGACUCGCAGCUCAUUGUUCGGCAAGUCAAUGAAAUCUAUGAAGUCCGGAAGCCGGAGCUGGUGCCAUACUACCAAGCAGCCCGGAAGCUCAUGGAGAAAUUCAAACGUGUUGAAGUUGUUCACGUUCCACGAAGCAGGAAUGCACUGGCCGAUGCCUUGGCGAAGCUUGCUGCUGCGCUUGUUCUUCCUCAAGGAGAUGUCGCACAAGUCACCGUUGAGGAGAGAUGGCUUCUCCCUGCCGUCCUGGAGCUCAUUCCAGAGGAAUAUGAAGUCAACACCAUCACAACCAACGCCAUUGAAGAAGGCAACUGGCUCACACCCUUCCUCGACUACUUCAAGCACGGCAGCCUCCCCGACGAUCCGGUGAAGAGGCGCCAACUGCAACGACGACUCCCCUCCUAUGUCUAUAAGGCCGGCAUUCUCUAUAGGCGAUCCUAUGGACAGGAGGUCCUACUUCGGUGCAUCAAUCGAAGUGAAGCUGACCAAGUCCUGAAGGAGAUGCACCACGGAGUCUGCGGAGGACAUCAAAGUGGACCAAAGAUGUAUCACAGCAUCCGGUUAGCCAGAUACUAUUGGCCCAGCAUCAUGGAAGACUGCUUAAGGGUGGCUAGAACCUGCCAUAGUUGUCAAGUUCAUGGCAAUUUCAAGCACCAACCGCCGAUCGCUCUUCAUCCAACGGUCCCCUCGUGGCCGUUCGACGCCUGGGGCAUUGACGUCAUCGGCCCCAUCGAUCCUCCUUCAUCGUCGGGCCACCGUUUCAUCCUCGCUGCAACGGACUACUUCUCCAAGUGGGCGGAAGCUGUAGCACUGCGCGAGGUGAAGAGCGACAACGCCAUCAACUUCCUGGAGCGACACAUCAUAUAUCGCUUCGGAGUCCCACACCGCAUCACCUCUGACAAUGCCAAGGCCUUCAGGUCAGGUAAAAUGCACAGGUUCAUGGCAAAAUACAAGAUCAAGUGGAACUAUUCCACCGGCUACUACCCUCAAGCUAAUGGGAUGAUCGAGACGUUCAACAAGACGCUCGGCAAGAUCCUAAAGAAGACGGUGCACAGACACCGAAGAGAUUGGCAUGACCGCCUCUUUGAAGCUCUCUGGGCGUACCGCGUCACGGUCCGUACCCCAACGUAA
This is a messenger RNA of Panicum virgatum (switchgrass), 2961 nucleotides long. RefSeq lists its product as uncharacterized. Gene Ontology annotation, molecular function: nucleic acid binding; RNA-DNA hybrid ribonuclease activity. Lineage: Eukaryota; Viridiplantae; Streptophyta; Magnoliopsida; Poales; Poaceae. The record is from RefSeq and is a predicted model, not a curated record. Gene Ontology annotation, biological process: DNA integration. Bases 1 to 2961 code for a protein of 986 amino acids. The transcript has a single exon.